Molecule: messenger RNA, 2971 nt
Organism: Microbotryum saponariae
Lineage: Eukaryota; Fungi; Basidiomycota; Microbotryomycetes; Microbotryales; Microbotryaceae
Source: the annotation of a GenBank genome assembly
AUGCUCCAUGACUUGCUCUCCUCUAACUCGCACAGGGCCGAACUCCUCCCUUACAUCUACCACGAGCGUUCCUCGUCCCCAAACUCUGACGAUUGGGGCCAUCAUGCGAUUAACAACCUCUUGCAACGAGCUGCAUUUCAACCGCAAGAUCUGGCUUUGAUCGCCUGUGACUCCCACCCUGAGCCAGACGAAGACGACGACGAUGACGACGACAACGAGGACAUCGACGAAGAAAAGUGGCUCACACAAGAUCGUCGGAAUGAGGCAUGGAAAUGUCAUGCGCCAAGCAGGUAUACGACCCCAACAGGUACAUGACGGUUCUUCUACGCGGUUGUAGAUCCCUGUUCCUGAGAUCGGCGCAAUCCUGGGGGUCUCGUCUCGGCGUUCGAACGACAAUGCUGACCGACUGGUAGCUGCCUCGCCACCUCGACUUUGAUCAGUGAUGAAAAAGACUGCGGGGAAGCACCACAUAUUUUUCAACUCUUCUUCUGAUUUUGAAGUGUACAAGCGUCAUCCAGAGUAAGUGAUCUGGCUUCCGUGACCGGAGGAGAGGGCGGAUGAUCAAAUCGACUUGUGGUGAUCAUGAUUCCCGCCGACUCGAUCUGACCCGCGCGCUCUCCUUCGGUGCCCGACUUGCAGGGUGCUGGAUGCCUUCAUGUUGACGAACGAGUCUCAUUGGAUCACGAUACGGUAAGAGCUCUGCAUCAUAUACCGCUCUUUUCCACCUCUAGCUUUACGCUGAGUCGAUGAUGACUCCCUUGGCUCAGGCGUUUCGAAUCGUCAGAGUGGUUCUACAACCUCGACUCUCGCCUCCCCCAACCUGGAUUGAUCCCACGUACCGAGCUGAGACAGACCCUUAGGAUGGCGAAAGCAAGUGGUGAGUUUCAAUAUCUCUCACCAUGGGCCCAUCCCAGUCGUUGACCACAGACUUUCUCCCAAUAGGCUAUACCGUUUUUGUCUGCGAACCGACGCUCGUCUCUGGUUUUCCACCAUGUGGCGGCGGCCAGGCAAGCACGUCAAACCUCAACUGGAUGGGCAGACUGCCGGGAUCAACAUCGACUUCCCACAACACCCUUGCGAUGAACGGUCACCUUGACCCCAAUCUCGACCCCCAACCCAACGACCCGCGCCGAUCGACAAUCUCGAGCAAUGGCAAAGGGAAACGGCGCAUGAUCGACGAGGAGGACUUGACGGAUGAGGAUGGCGAUGACGACGACGUGAUCAUUGAUGAUGGAGACGCCGACGAAGACGACGACAUCAUCAUUGUCGAGGACUCUGAUGGACAAAACGGAGGAGGAGGAAGAAUGAACCCGUCGACGAAACGAACUCGAGGGGGAGAAGCCAAACGCAAGAAACGACGUUCCAAUUAUGGUGGUGGAGUAGGAGACGAUGGAGCAUCGUCGACACCACCCACGAACAUGGCAUCGACCUCGAAUAGCACCAUUUCGGCGGCGCCUACGCGAAAAGAAAUGUCCGAAGAGGCUCAGAUGAGUCGAGCGAUCGCCGAGUCGAUGAAAGCGGCAAGGGAGAGCUCGACUUCGACGUCGACGUCGAAUCAACACCCUGGCCCGAGUUCCGAGACGACCGAGGACCUGGAAUUGCAACGGGCGCUCAAGGCAAGCUUGUUGGAUGAUGUCGAAGUCGACGAGGAUGACCAUGCACUUGAUGAUACCCCUUCGAUGGAGGAGCUAAGGAGGCGGAGGAUGAAUCGGUUCGCGCUCCGAUGAGGUCUCGAGGGCGGGCUGGGUCGGGUCGGCAUAUGAGGCCAAGAUUCUGUUUUAGCAAAUGCAUUUCGUUCUUUUCUGACGCUCUUUCUACUUGCAAUUGUUAUAUCUCGCUUUGUCAGUCUUUGUACCUAUCUCUCUUUUCAAUCCCUAUUGCGCGAUAACCCGGGCCUCGGACGACUUCGGCCCGGGCUCCUCCGGUCUCACGCGAUAGCGUACGAUCACGGAACGGCCGACCGAGUUUACGUUGACACCGUUCCUACACUAGCUACCGUCUCGAGAUCGACUUGCACCUCGACAAACAUGCUGCUCGAACCAUCAUACCUUCCCCUAAAUCUCGGACCCUCUUUGACGACCCACCCAUCCACGUGCUACUACGCACCAGACUCGUUCCCGUCGCCGUCGUCGCCGGAUCCGCCGUCGUCGAGUUGCUCGAUCGAAGCGCUAGUCAGGACGGGGCUCCGCCCGUUCCCCGUGCGUCACGUCACUUCAACGACGACAUGGCGUCUUCAAGUCGUUGAUAAAGUACCUGUAAAGUCGAUCGAGCUGGGGAGUAUGAGGACGAGCGAUUUGGAAGGCGUCAAGGUGUUGCAUGUGAGUCGGACUCCUCGAAAGCAAGCUGGGGGCAAUCCGGGGUCGGGCCCCAGUCAUCUGGUCUCGGAGAUUGAAGCGAUCGCGAGGAGAUGGGUUACGGCUAUCCCCGGAGGGCACAGAGCUCACCUGGCUCCCUCUCGCACCUGCCUCAGGAUUUGAAUCUACCUCUAGUGUACCCAACAUCUUUCUAUACACAUCUAUUGAUCUCGCCGUUGUUGAUGUGCCUCGUCGCUCGGCCGUCCCCUCCAGCAAGCUCCGUGCCACGGGCACCGGCAAAUCAUUUCCCUUUAUCAACCGCGGCAUGCUCCCCAGUAGGAUGCAUCUCGGCGCAGGUCUUCGAACCUUUCAGAACCACCUCCAUGCUACCCAUCCCGACCCUUCAAGUACUCUCGCUCGUCGUCGAUAGUUCAUCACGGAGAUCUGGCCUGGCGCGAAGAUUAUUCAAAGCUUUGCUCGAUCAAGCCUUCCGAGAAUUGUCGACCGGUUCGACGUCUUGCGAUCAAGUCUAUGUCAAGCUGCACCUGCUGGAACGCAACGAUGCGGCGAUCGCGUUGUAUCGUGAUCUGGGUCUAGCCGAGACUGCGAGGUGUAAGAGGUAUUAUCAACGGCUGGGAGAGGAUGCGAUCGAGAUGAGCGGGGUUGUACGGCUCUGA